This is a messenger RNA of Syzygium oleosum, 892 nucleotides long. Its product is annotated as WEB family protein At2g17940. Lineage: Eukaryota; Viridiplantae; Streptophyta; Magnoliopsida; Myrtales; Myrtaceae. The coding region runs from base 138 to 848 and encodes 236 amino acids. The record is from RefSeq and is a predicted model, not a curated record. The transcript has a single exon.
ACAACAAAUUCCCACUUGCCCAUCUCUCUCUUUCACUCUGUCUAUCAAGUAUUGAAGUGAAAGCAAAGCAACCCAAACCCUGACCCAUCAUCAAAUAAUCCAUCCUCCUUACAACCAAUUCUCAUUUCACCCUAACCAUGGAAGACCAACAUAUCUGCCAAAAGCUUCCUAGUGACUAUCAUUCCAAUGUCGAUACUUCUCGCCCCUUCAGUUCUGUCAAAGAAGCUGUCGCCAUUUUCGGCGAGCGAAUUCUCGCUGGCGACAUGUACUCCCCAAAGCCUCAUAACAGCCCCAAACCAGAGGUAGGCACCUCAUGGAGCUUCAGCACACCCAGUCCCAUGGUGAAACUACCCCCGAGAGAAGAAGCUGAGGGUGAGCAACAUGCUUCCAGCAAUAACCUAAAGAAACUUGAAGCAGAGCUCGCGGAAACAAAGUUGGAGUUAAAGUUACUAAGAGAGCGAGAGUCUAUAACCGAGGUUGCUCUGGCUUCCCUGAACGCUGAGCUGCACAAGAACAUGUCAAGGUUAGCUCAAGCUGAAGCUGCUGCUGCAGCAAAAGCUGCGGCGACCAGAAGAUCAACUGAUUUUGAAAGGGGAACUGGGGCUGAUGCCAUGAAAGAACAGGAGAAAAUAAGCGAGAUGGUGAUCAGGAUGGAGAGCUCCCCCACUCUGGCUCAGAUACUGAGUAUCAGUGAGAAGGGGGACUACUCAGGAUGCACGAAGGAGAAGAAAAUGAUGAAGAAGAAGCCUAUUGUUCCACUUGUAGGAGACUGGUUUUCCAGGAAGAAGAGAUCUCCCACAACUCAUCUACAUGAGUCUCUCCACUCUUCACCUCACUUUUUCAAUUAAGUGUGUAAAUCUUCAUGGUGUUGGAAACCCAGUUUCUUAUCAAA